CUCUUACAGUGGCUCUCACCUCAAAAUCAGCGCUCAUCCUGCAGAGCUGCUUGUGUGCUGGUGUCAGAGCGGAGAGGCAGCGGGGUCACCAUGGCGAGUCCCGGGCAGAAAGUGGUGCUGAUCACCGGCUGCUCCUCCGGUAUCGGCCUGAGGAUGGCCGUGAUGCUGGCCCAAGAUGAACAGAAGCGCUAUCACGUCAUAGCAACGAUGCGUGAUCUGAAACGUAAAGAUAAGCUGGUGGAAGCUGCCGGGGAUGCGUAUGGGAAAACUCUUUCUCUGGCUGUGCUGGACGUCUGCGAUGCUGAGUCCGUCAAACAGUGCAUCGACGGCAUCAAAGAUCGCCAUGUGGAUGUCCUCAUAAAUAAUGCAGGCAUUGGCCUUGUGGGUCCACUGGAGAGCAUCCCCAUCGAAGAGAUGAAGAAAGUGUUUGAGACCAAUUUCUUCGGGGUGAUCCGCAUGAUCAAGGAGGUGAUGCCUGAUAUGAAGCGAAGGAAAGGAGGACACAUCAUCGUGGUCAGCAGCGUAAUGGGACUGCAAGGUGUGGUGUUUAAUGACGUGUACGCAGCGUCCAAGUUUGCUAUGGAGGGAUUCUGUGAGAGCUUGGCUGUGCAGCUCUUCAAGUUUAAUGUCACAUUGUCGCUGAUUGAGCCGGGCCCGGUUCACACUGAAUUUGAGGCAAAGAUGAUUCAGGAUGUGAAGGAGAAGGAGUAUCCCGGAGUCGAUCCUGAGACGGUGCAUUACUUCAAGAACGUCUAUCUUCCUUCCUCUGUUGACAUCUUCCAGGUACUGGGACAAACGCCUGAUGACAUCGCCAGAUGCACCAAGAAAGUGAUCGAAGCAAGCAGGCCUCGUUUCCGUAAUCUGACCAACCCCCGGUACUCGCCCAUCGUAGCUCUGAAAUACGCUGAUGAAACUGGAGACCUGUCAGUCCAUGCCUUCUACCACAUGCUCUUUACCAUGGGUCCUGUAAUGCACGUCUGCAUGACUGCCCUGAAGUAUCUCACCUGUGGAUGUCUGAGGAGCAGGACGGUCUCACCAAACUAGAAACUUAUAUCUUAAGCACAAAUAUGAAUAAUACAAACAUUCUGCGUAUGUAUGUAGACCACAAUAAAGAUCACCCUCGGCUUAGGAAGUCAGAGGAAGAAACAAAUACAUACAUACGUUGACGGCUUCAAAGAGUUUAUCUUUUGUGACCUGCCAUAUUUCCUGCUGCAAAUUGUAAUGAAUAUAUUAUAUGAACAUAUAUGAACAGUAUAUAUUUUCUCUUCUCUGUAUAAGUGUUGUAGCUUUAUGAAUGUACAGAUACGAUACCUGUUGAGUCCAGUUGAGUUGAUACACUACAGAUUUUAACAUUCGUUAGCCUACCCAGAGUGCCAAAUGAGUAGGGUUCACCUCAUUUUAUUAUUUUAUCUCAAUCAGUCCCACAAAACUUCACAUUGUUUUUAACUCUAAUUGGUUCAGAAAAAAAUCGUCCUACACCAAGUUGAUUUGCAGCCUGUGUAUUUGGAUGUAUUUGCAUUUAUGUACAUAUUUUUCCAAUUCUAUUAAUGUAUUGGAACUAUUUUGGCAUUAAAAAAUUGUUAUUUAUACCAUCCAUGAGUUGUGUUAGUGCAAAUGGGGUUGCAUACACAUUACUCAUCAUUAUGGUUAAGUCUUAGCUAAUGAAUAUAAUUUACUGAUCCUUCUCGACUGUUUAGAAAAGACUCUUUAAAGGCAGUUUGUUUCUAUCAAGUGACAUUUCAUCAAAGCUAAGCCAUUGACUGCCUAUUCAGAAAUACCUAAUCUGCAUUGUUGUGAUAUCAUAAGGGAAUUCAGACAAACAAGUGUUUGAUUUAAACAAAUAAAGAAAAUUGCCAUUA
Molecule: messenger RNA, 1859 nt
Organism: Dicentrarchus labrax (European seabass)
Lineage: Eukaryota; Metazoa; Chordata; Actinopteri; Moronidae
Product: retinol dehydrogenase 8
Exons: 6
Coding region: 91-1044 (317 amino acids)
Biological process (GO): estrogen biosynthetic process
Cellular component (GO): cytoplasm
Molecular function (GO): estradiol 17-beta-dehydrogenase [NAD(P)+] activity
Source: RefSeq, a predicted model, not a curated record